Lachancea fermentati is the source of this 1041-nucleotide messenger RNA. The record is from the annotation of a GenBank genome assembly. NCBI's taxonomy places the organism in Eukaryota, Fungi, Ascomycota, Saccharomycetes, Saccharomycetales, Saccharomycetaceae.
AUGUACAGCGCAGCCAAAAUAGUUAUCUGCUUAUCAGCCUUGGUUCAGACCUUGGAGCUCUCUGUGUAUGAAAGGGAUGUGAAUCUUGUUUUCGUCCCACUCGUUGCGUCAGGAAACAAUCUAGUGGCAGAAACAAUACUCACUAGCUCUUCAGUUGUUGAACAAACCAGUACCAGCGCAGUUUCAGCAACUACUACAACUUAUACAGAAGCGCCAACUUCAUCUGCAAAAAACCCGUCCCCUUCUGUAUCCGCAGAACAAUAUCACAAUCCCGGUUCCGAAGGUAUCACAUAUUCACCAUAUACUGAUUCUGGAAGUUGCAAAUCCGAAUCGGAGAUUCAGUCAGAUAUGGCCAAAUUGUCGGGAUUUGGGUUGAUUCGGAUCUAUGAUACAGACUGCAAUAUUCUUCCCGCAAUGUUGCCUUCACUACAACCGUCUCAAAAGGUACUUUUGGGCAUUUAUAACAUUGAUGAUAUAUCCACAGGUGUAUCCAGAAUUUCCGAGACUUGUAACGGAGAUUUCUCAAAGAUUUACGCUGUCUCCAUUGGCAAUGAACUUAUAAAUUCUGGACUAAAAACCGUAUCCCAAAUCGGUUCUGCUUUAAAUACUGCUCGAACCGAAUUGAAUAAAAUUGGUUAUAAUGGACCGCUAGUCAGCGUAGACACUCUUGUAGCAGUUGAAAACAAUUUGGAAUUAUGCGAACUUUCUGAUUUUUUAGCUGUCAAUUCACAUGCAUUUUGGGAUGGAAAUGUGGAGCCGAGUAAUUGUGGGCCAUGGUUGAAAAACCAAAUCUCCAGCCUGCAGAACAAAUGCGGUUCGACCAAGGAAGUGCUUAUAACUGAAACAGGAUGGCCCACGGAGGGCCUUAACUUUCAGUCAUGUACACCUUCCGUGCCCAAUCAAGCUGCCUGUAUACAGUCAAUUGUGGAAACCUUGGGAUCACAAGUGAUUUUGUUUACCUUGUAUAACGACUAUUGGAAACAACCGGGCCCAUAUAAAGUUGAACAAUACUGGGGAAUUUUCGGUGACGACAAAACAUAA